GAAACCUGGGCAGAGAGAAUAGGCCGGACUGCUGUUACGCGCUUGCGCAGGAGAAAACUGAGGGGCCCAGGCGCUGUGACCCGCCUGGCUUGGGCAAUUGAGCCAAGAUGCAGGACCCCAACGCAGACACUGAGUGGAAUGACAUCUUACGCAAAAAGGGCAUCUUGCCCUCGAAGAAAAGUUUGAGUGAACUGGAAAAGGAGGCGGAAGAGGAAGAACAGCGAGUCCUUCAGCAGUCAGUUGUGAAAACUUAUGAAGAUAUGACUUUGGAAGAAUUGGAGGAUAAUGAAGAUGAAUUUAAUGAGGAAGAUGAACGAGCUAUUGAAAUGUACAGGCAGCAGAGACUGGCUGAGUGGAAAGCAACUCAGCUGAAGAGUAAAUUUGGAGAAGUUUUGGAGAUCUCAGGAAAGGAUUAUGUUCAGGAAGUGACCAAAGCUGGAGAGGGCUUGUGGGUGAUCUUGCACCUUUACAAACAAGGGAUUCCCCUCUGUGCCCUGAUAAAUCAGCACUUGAGUGGACUGGCCAGGAAGUUUCCCGAUGUCAAGUUUAUCAAAGCCAUUUCAACAACCUGCAUACCCAACUAUCCUGAUCGGAAUCUGCCCACAAUAUUUGUUUAUCUUGAAGGUGAUAUCAAGGCUCAGUUUAUUGGACCCCUGGUGUUUGGUGGCAUGAACCUGACGAGAGAUGACUUGGAGUGGAAACUGGCUGAGUCUGGAGCAAUCAAGACGGACCUGGAGGAAAACCCUAAGAAACCCAUCCCAGACGCCCUGCUGUCCUCGGUGCGGUGCUCCGCCCCCAGGAGCAGGGGCAGCGACUCUGAAGAGGAAGACUGAGUGAGGCCAAGCCGGCUGGGUAGCAGGCUGAACUUCCUCAUGUCACAGAGCGUCUGGAUUCUUUUAAAAAGGAAAAAGUAGGAAUGAAUCCUAUGGUUUUUAGACUUUUAUAAUUAUGUUUCAAAUCUCAUAGAUCUCAGAAAUAUCAUUUCUGGGAGUCCUAUUGAAUUUCUUAGAACUUUUUAAAUUAAUAUUUUCUUAAAAUAAAAACCAAUUGUUGGUAUGGCAAAUGUCUCCAUUUUCC
Molecule: messenger RNA, 1077 nt
Organism: Artibeus jamaicensis (Jamaican fruit-eating bat)
Lineage: Eukaryota; Metazoa; Chordata; Mammalia; Chiroptera; Phyllostomidae
Gene: PDCL3
Product: phosducin like 3
Exons: 6
Coding region: 108-833 (241 amino acids)
Biological process (GO): positive regulation of gene expression; protein folding; angiogenesis
Cellular component (GO): cytoplasm
Source: RefSeq, a predicted model, not a curated record